AUGGCGCUGUAUGACUUGUGGGAUGCUGUCCAGGACUUUACAUCCAAGCUGUCGCAUCUAAUUCUUCCCAUGGUCAACCGAACAGACCCGAAGCAACGCGAUGUCAACCUCGGCCUCCUGGCGGGCACGAUGUUAACAAUCUCUAGCAGUUUGACCAUCCCAAUGCCUCUACACGCAGAGCUGUCUGAAAGGCUUGACAACCUCCUAGACCAUUUGGAAGCUAUCUGUCUGUCCCCCAAAGAACCCUCUGUGGUCGAUACUCGGCAGCGCAUUAGCGCUUUACGCUCCGCAUUGUCACCGUUAGAUGCAAGACGUGGCAGCCUCAAACGACAUCUCAUCGAGUUCGCUUCCCAGCCGCUAGAGAGAUUCAAGGAAUAUAUGAAUGAUCUGAAGGACUGUGCUCCGAAUAUUGACGAUGAGAUUGAACAUGUAUUCCAGCCCCUCGCGUUACCGGACCACUCACAGGACUAUCCGAUGCAGGUCAACAGGAGCCUGUACACGGUUUUGAAGCAGCAUUCUGGUUGUACCUGUACCGGAAUCAACUCAAGCGUGGCGGGCAAACGACAUCAGGCGCGACUGCAGCUUACCUUGACAUGCCCGACUGAUGGCGCUGACAUCGCUUUCAAUACUCUUUUCUCUCGAAGCUCCGUCGCCUGUGAUGGCGACGCGACUGGCUAUGCAUGGCAGAAACUGCAGUUCAGGAUUUCGAGGCCGAGCGUAAGGUUCAAAGACGACUCCGUUGAGAAUGACGGUUUUCGCCGCCCUAUGGAGCAUGGCGAGGCCUCCACCUGUAUCGAUAUCGGCCAAUUUUGUUCUCUACUCAGGAAAGACUACGGGCGUGGCCGCGUAAGGCUGAGAAUUCAGGACGAGAAACUAAUGCAGCUCUACGAGCCAGACAGGGAACUCGACGAGCAUAGCAAGUUCGUGACAAAUAGCCCUAGUAUCUCUUUGGCAGAGCUGUUGCAGGUGCAAGGCAUGACCGCGAAGAAUAAGGUGCUCCUCGCGUACAUCAUCGCCCGGUCUGUGUGGCAGUUCUACAAUUCUGACUGGAUGAGAACACAAUGGUCAACUGAUCGCAUCCAUUUCGUGCAGGAGCGGCCCGUGGCUGACAGGACGCGGCAGAUGUUAGACCCGAGCUACCCAUAUCUGACAUUCGCGUUCGACUCGGAAGCCACCAGCGAUGCCCCGGUGGAAUACUGCACCGAGGAUAGCAUCUAUCAUCGAUAUCCGCUGAUAUUGGCCCUUGGGAUCAUCCUCAUCGAGUUAUGUCAGAGAACGCCCGCUGACAAAUCUGCUUACGAUGAAGCUUUAGGGACCAAGAUCAACACGGACUAUUUCUAUGGGCAAGAGAGCCUUGAAAGUGAGUCAUGGCCGGAUCUAGAUCUGAACCUUGAAGCAAAAAGAACGUACAAGAAUGUCGUUAAGGCAUGUCUUAACCACGAGGUGUUCACGCAGACAGCCGUGGCCGAUAUCAAAACCCGUCGAGAAACCUUGUGGGAAGUCGCAGUAUGCCCACUAGCAAGACUGGCCGCCAAGCUGGGCUGGCUCUGGCUCGACAACGGUAGCAUUCGUAGACUGGCCACGGAGAGGACACCAGUUCAUAAGACCGAAAAGAAAGAAGAAUCCUUAGUUUUGCCCACCUCCUCGAAGAGGAGCUCUUCGCGGCAGGUACCAAGAUCUGUGAGCGCCGACUCCGAGAAGUGGCUUGACGCAGUUAAAUUCUCUGACCUGAAUAUCGAACUGGUGUCAGGGUUUCAGGAUGUACCGAGGGUCAAGGUCGCCGUCUUGGAUACUGGCUACGACCCGGCCAGCAUCUUUUUCUCCGAGCCCGAGCGCAAGAUCCGUAUCCAAAGGUGGAAAGAUUUCGCCAGGAGACUGCCCAACCAGACAAAGUCAGCCAGGGAAGACAAUGAUGGCCACGGCACGCAUGUACUGUCGCUUGUGAUGACCAUCGCUGCUGCAGCUGAUGUUUACGUGGCACGGGUAACGCAAGGCCGAACUGCAAGAGACCUCCAUGAAGCCUGUGAUAGUAUUGCCAAGGCAAUUGAACAUGCAGCGGUCAAAUGGGACGUGGACAUCGUGAUCAUGUCAUUUGGCUAUUCCGAAACACAGCCGCCGAUUGAGACGGCGAUCCUUAGAGCACUGUUGCACAAGCAUGGCCGAAUCCUUUUUUUCGCGGGAGCGGCAAAUGAAGGGGGAAACUCCCUCGAGAUGUUUCCUGCCAGAGAUGACCACGUCAUUGCCGUUCGAGGAACCAACGAAAAGGGUUAUCCCCAAGAGUUCAACCCUCCUCCAAGCUUCUCUGGCCCUGAUUGUUUCAUGACACUGGGGAAGGACGUUCCGGGCGCAGCUCUACGUCGAGAUGGCGGAGGCACUGUGCUCAGAUCGGGGACGUCAACAUCCACCCCUGUUGCGGCUGGAGUGGCAGCCAUGGUACUAGGCUAUGCCAAAAUCCAUGAAGUCGAGCUGAAGAGGGUACUAAGUCCCGAAAGACUGGCAAAGCUGCACACUAAGGGGGGAAUGCGCUCGAUAUUUCUCGCCAUGUCCCUCGAAAUCACACCGAAAUGUCGCUAUGUGAACCCCCACAACUUCACUGAUGCUACCCAUGAUGAACGGUUGACUAUGAUCAAGUCUGCCUUGUUGCACGACUCUGUUUGUUGA
Exophiala spinifera is the source of this 2661-nucleotide messenger RNA. RefSeq lists its product as uncharacterized. The transcript is spliced from 5 exons. The record is from RefSeq and is a predicted model, not a curated record. NCBI's taxonomy places the organism in Eukaryota, Fungi, Ascomycota, Eurotiomycetes, Chaetothyriales, Herpotrichiellaceae. Gene Ontology annotation, molecular function: serine-type endopeptidase activity. Gene Ontology annotation, biological process: proteolysis. Bases 1 to 2661 code for a protein of 886 amino acids.